Trichosurus vulpecula (common brushtail) is the source of this 1167-nucleotide messenger RNA. RefSeq names its product ankyrin repeat domain 66 (gene ANKRD66). The record is from RefSeq and is a predicted model, not a curated record. The coding region runs from base 110 to 727 and encodes 205 amino acids. Gene Ontology annotation, molecular function: protein binding. The transcript has 4 exons. NCBI's taxonomy places the organism in Eukaryota, Metazoa, Chordata, Mammalia, Diprotodontia, Phalangeridae.
AGGAAGGCUGAGGUCCUGUGCCAGAUUUCAGUGCUGCUAAAUAAGCUUUGGGAGAAUUCCACUACCAUCUUUCAUCCCUCACCAUACUCCCUGCCAGGAAAUAUCCAGAAUGACAGAUAUGACCAGGCUUCACCAGGCCGUUGCUAUAGGGGACUACAACUUGGUGAUGAGGAUGCUAAAGAAGGGGCUUUACAAUCCAAACCACAAGGAUGAAGACUGGAAUGACCGGACUCCACUUCAUUGGGCUGCAAUUAAAGGACACAUUGAGAUGACAAAGCUUCUAAUCGCCUAUGGAGCCAGGCCCUGUUUGGUGACUGAUGUUGGUUGGACCGCAGCACAUUUUGCAGCUGAAUCAGGCCAACUAGGAGUGCUCAAAGUUCUCCACAUGCUGCAUGCCGCCAUUGAUGCCCCAGAUUUUUUUGGAGAUACUCCAAAGAGGAUUGCACAGAUCUAUGGGCAGGAAGAAUGCAUGGCAUUCCUGGAGAGGGCUGAAGUUGAGUGUCAGGCCUAUCGAUUAAUGGCCCAGGAGAAGGGGCUACCAUUGGAUCAGAAAGAUGAAGAAUGGGAACUCAAGAAACAGGAACUCGAAAAGACACUCCCUUCUCUAAAUAAAAACAAAAAUAGGAAAAAUAUUAAGAAAUUUCAAGGUCCCCACCAGGCUCCACUUGGUCGGGCUCAUUUACACCAAGACUCUCUUGUGCGCAGGUUGGCAAGGGAAAUCAAAUAGUUAAAGCUAGAUACCCUCAGAUAAUUGAAUCAUGUUCCGGGGGGUGUGAAAAAGUCUAUUUUUAUGAGGUAAACUUUUCCUAGGGCUCAGUUAAGAGUAAUGACUGUGCUACUUCUUGGUUAGAUUUGCAUACACUUAUGUAGACUGGCAUGCAAAGUUUAUUUCCCAGGGCUCCUCAGUAAAAAGAUCCUCCUAAAGUAAAUAGAUCCUUGAUAAACCCAUAACUGGGCUGGGACCAGACCUGUUAUUUAAUUGGCAUAAGGAAGCCCCACAUAAGGAAAUUCUAUUCAUUUUGAACUUAAAUACAAAAAUGAAAAAAAGAAUAUUUCCAUGUAUAUAUACAACAUAAAAAGAAGAGUUAAUAUAAAACUGCAAAUUCCCACGUCAACUGUUUCCUUAUUUUUGGAAAAACCAUAUAAUAAAUACUAUACAUCAUUUUC